GCGGCCCGCCGUCGAGCUCUCGUUCUCACCCGCUCGCCCUCCCCGACCGCCAGCUCGCCGACGAUGAGCUACCCGCCAGCGCCGUCCUCGCACCAUCAGCACCACCCUGCGCCGCACGACUGGUCGCGCCACCCGGUCGCAUCGACCUCGUACGAGCCGCCGCACUCGCCGAGGCGGUUCGCCUACAGCCGCGACGCCGACCCUCGUCCCGCCCUCACCGAUCCGUACGGCCAGCAGCAGCACCAGGAGCACCAUCACCAGCCCGCGUCGGCCUCGACCUUGACGCCGCCUGCGAGCUUUGGCGGGUUCGGGUUCCGUCGAGCUCGUAGCUCCGGAGCGCUGCCGACCCUCCAGCCGCCCGCGCUCCACGAGCAGUCGCUGCACGCCUACGCCCCGUUCCCGCCGAGCCCGGUGUCGCCCAACUACCCGCUCGGCGACGCCUCGCGCGGGCAGCAGUACCAGCAGCGGCCGGCGGCGGCGGCGGCGGCGGCGUCGGGUUGGCGAGGGCCGCCGGCCGACUCGAGCUGUCGCGACAGCUGGACCGUCGGGCCAUCGACGUUCGCCCACGAGCCGGCCUACUCGUCGUCGUCGUCUUCGCAAGCUUGGGCGCAGCAGCAGCCGCAUACGCCUCCGCCGUCGGCUCGGUUCCGCCGCACCUCGUCGGCCCAGCCCUCGUUCGCGGCGCCCUCAACGACGCCCAGCUCGCCGUCGCGGCCCGGCAGCGCCUACUCGGCUCGAGCUUCGACGUCGCUCGGCGCGCACGAGGCGACGUCGGCCAUGGGCUUCUCGUCGGCCAUGGGCUUCUCGUCGGCCAAGUACCAGCACUCGUCACCCGAGGAGAUCAACCAGUUCCUGAACGACAUGAGCGAGAUCUUGGGCCCGGACGCGCUCGCCGCCCUGUCGCCGACAAGCUCUGCUCCGCCUCGGCCGUUCGAUCCUCGUCAGGCGCCGAGCGUCAAGGUCCAGCCUCCUCCGCCGGUCAAGAAGCAGGCGACGUACAACGUCGCGGGCGUCCUCCUCGACGAGGACGAGUACCGCGCGUUCGCCGAGUCGCCGACCUCGUCCCGCCAACCGUCGCCGACUCGGGCGCCCUCGUUCGACGACCGCCCUCAACAAGGCAAGCCGCAGUACGGCGGUGGCUCGACCUACCGCGAGUCGGCCUAUACCGCCCCGUUGUGCGAGGCGUGGAGCGGCGGCUACCUCGCGCCGUCGCAGGUCGACAUCCAGCGCCCGGCGUCCGCUCCGCCGACGCCCGUCCUCGACCUCGAGUCGUCGUCGUCGUGGACCCAGUUCGCGCCGUACGGGUCGACGUACCAGUCGCCUGUCCUGCGCAGCACGGCCGCCAUGAACCGCCGUCGCGGCUCGUCGUUCGACGCGUCGUCGAUCCCGCGCAUCUACUCGUCGGGCCUCGUCGGCCUCCAGCCGCUCAACGAGGACGCCUACUCGCGGUUCAACGCCGGCCUCGGCUUCGACGAGUCGGUGCAGGCGUUCGAGCCGCAGCAGCCGCAGCGCCGCACGCCGCCGGCGUCGACCUCCUUCCGGGCUCCGGCCGCCUACGUCCCGCCGCCGCCGCCGCAGCACCAGCAGCAGCACUCGUCGACGCCGUCGCCCGUCUCGCCCCAGCGUCCGCCUCAUCAGCAGCAGGUGCAACAGCAGCCUCGCGAGCAGGCGCAGCGGCCAGCUCAGCCUGAGCCGACGACGCCCGUGCGGCGGCCCAAGCCCAAGUCGUCGAUCUCGUUCCUGAACUUUUCGGCGGCCGACAGCAAGCAGCUCCUCGGUGGUGUCGCUCCGUCCGGGUCGUCGAAGAAGCGCGCGAGGGACGACGAGCCUUCGCCGACGCAGAAGAAGGAGAAGAGGGCGGCGUGAGGAGCGCGGGUCCUUCGUUUCGUGUCUAUAGAGCUUCCAGGUCCUUGUUGUGCCCGUGCCAUCUAUACAGUCGUCUCAUCUG
Messenger RNA from Rhodotorula graminis WP1, 1948 nucleotides. RefSeq lists its product as uncharacterized. The record is from RefSeq and is a predicted model, not a curated record. NCBI's taxonomy places the organism in Eukaryota, Fungi, Basidiomycota, Microbotryomycetes, Sporidiobolales, Sporidiobolaceae. The coding region runs from base 64 to 1866 and encodes 600 amino acids. The transcript has 2 exons.